AUGGAGACCGUCGCGGACGAAGCUGCGAGUCGCGUGUACGUGGGGAAUCUGCUGCCGCGGGCAAAGGCCGUCGACCUCACGCACAAGUUCGCGCGCUUUGGCACGAUCCACAGCGUCUGGAUCGCACGCUGCCCGCCAGGCUUUGCGUUCGUGCACUUCGCACGUCCAGACGACGCCAAGCGAGCGGUCGAAGCGAGUGCGCAGGAGGACGUGGAGAUUCUGGGCAAGACGGUGCGCGUGCAGAUGGCGGGGGUAAAGAAGAAGAAGGAGGAGGAGCAGCAGGAGCAGAUCGAGAGCGGAGACAGCGCUCGAAGAAGUGCAGACAGGGAGCGACGACGGGGAUGCUGGACGUCAAGAGAGUCUGGAGAAGAAGUGGACGAACGGGAGUGUAGAGUCGUGACGACAAAUACGGACAGCAACGAGCGGAUCAUCUGCGGAAGUCCAGAGGACGUCUCUCAUGGAUCGUCGGUGCCACAAGUCGAUACGCAAACAGACGUUGUCAUCGAGCUGCUGUUCCGCCACCGCAUUCAUGCCGUCGACUCUGAUGAAGUGGCACAAUCUUGCGACGAAGCAGACGUGCGAUGCACACGCGCUCGAGAUGCACAUGGAUUGUACAUUGCAAGCAGCAGUUCUGGCCAUGAGAACGCGCUCGAGGAGCACAGCCCGUACUAUGCAGGCGACGAGGGCCAAGUCAGGGAGUCAGGUCGCUUGUGCUAG
Molecule: messenger RNA, 717 nt
Organism: Hyaloperonospora brassicae
Lineage: Eukaryota; Oomycota; Peronosporomycetes; Peronosporales; Peronosporaceae
Source: the annotation of a GenBank genome assembly